Messenger RNA from Orussus abietinus, 1532 nucleotides. Its product is annotated as neuropeptide Y receptor type 2. Gene Ontology annotation, biological process: G protein-coupled receptor signaling pathway. The record is from RefSeq and is a predicted model, not a curated record. The transcript has 5 exons. Gene Ontology annotation, cellular component: membrane. Gene Ontology annotation, molecular function: G protein-coupled receptor activity. NCBI's taxonomy places the organism in Eukaryota, Metazoa, Arthropoda, Insecta, Hymenoptera, Orussidae. The coding region runs from base 308 to 1513 and encodes 401 amino acids.
AUUUGUAUUGAAUAAAAUUCUUUAUUGGUUAAAAAGUAGCAGGUCCUGCCGUUUCUUUUAUUGGGUAGGUCCAAAUUUAUUCUUUAAUAAUGCUGACAGAGUUUACCUCUAAGCUCUAUUCGAGAGUGCUCGAGACCGUUAUCACUCAAGAGUCUCCUCGAAGUCGCCUCUACUUUGAAGAGCAAAGUAAACUUCCUCUGUUUGGCGAUACUAAUGGACCAUAUGCUGUAAAAGAAUCGUAUCUGCAAUUGAUACGGUCCACCUUUGACUGGUCACCCUUUUGACAAGAAGACUCCAUCGCAGGAAGAUGGUCUUCCUAAUAGUGGAUGUUCAGUGGAACCUGUAUUUGGAACUUCCACCUGGGAGCACCGAGAAGAAUUACUCAUGGCAAGACAUCGACACCACAAAGUAUCGGUUCCCUUCGGAUAUUUGGAUCAUCAGACCAACCUGGGAGAUCAUCGUCAAAGUCAUGACCAUCCUCCCAGUGUUCGUCGUCGGUGUCCUGGCUAACAGCAGUCUGAUCCGAGUGAUCCUGGGAAAUAAAUUACUCCGUACCACCACCAAUCUUUUCAUCGCAAACAUGGCCAUAGCUGAUCUUGGGACGUGCAUGUUGUGUCCUUGGAUGUUUCUCUGCGUUGACUUCUUCCAGAAUUACAUGCUAGGCUCUGUUGGUUGUCGCCUCGAUGGACUCCUUCUUCAAGCCUUGACUCUCGUUGCUGUUUUCAGCCUGAGUGCUGUCAGCUACGAUAGAGUUACCAGCAUAGUCCUCCAGUGGUCCGGAAAGUUGACUUGCAGAACUGUGAAAAUAUUACUAGUCUUUACGUGGAUCGCUGGACUGGUCUUGGCAGCUCCGCUGGCACUUUUCAGGAGAUACGAAGAGAGACAAUGGAUGGAUCACUUGGAGAUGUUCUGUACCGAGGACACCAAAAUACUCUAUUCAUACUGGCACGUUUUUGUUUGCUUCAGUGUUUGGGUACCUUUGGCCAUCAUGGCUGUUUGCUACUCCGCUAUUCUUAUUAAGCUUGGACGCUAUGAGUCGCAGGCCCUGAAAAGUAAGCAUCCCAUUGUAGUCCGCUACAAAGGGCGAGUUGCUCGAGUACUGGCACUUGUAGUGCUUUCCUUCAUAAUGUUUCGAGUUCCAUUCACUGCAAUGGUAUUGCGAAGGGCUCAAUUACUGCAGAAACCUGCAAAGCUCGGUCAAGCAGAGUCUAUGUAUCUCUUGUGGUAUAUCAGCAGAUAUUUAGUUAUGGUGAACGCAGCUUUGAACCCACUUUUGUACGGCUGUACAAGUGGUUCCCUGAGGAGAGCCCUAGCCACGUGUUCUGGAAUUUCUUGGAUUUUUCCCCGAGAAAAGGAAAAUCUUUCUAAGCCUGGCAGCAUCUCUCCGAAUACGUCAGCUUGUCUGGACAGCCUGAGACCUCGAUCGCCUUGUAUUCGUUUUGGUCAACAUCGAGACACCAUACCGACUCUUUCUUCGAGAGUGAUACACCUAAACUCUGGACCAAAGUUUUGAGUGAACUCUACUUCAUAAA